AUGACCGCCGAGCAAGCGGUGACGACUUUGGCCUUGAGAGGCAUCUCGAAGACGUACACGGUGAGAAUGGUGCAAUACUUCCUGGAUGCGGCAUGUGGAGACUUUGAGUUCAAACGCUACAAUUUCCUCUAUCUGCCGCGUCGCGGACGCUCCCACUCCGGCUUGGCGAUUGUGAAUUUCGUUGAUGCAGAAAGUUGUGCAAUGUGUGAGUGGCGCUUACGUUUGCUGCAGCGGGACGGCGCCAUCAGUGGAUUCAAGUCCAUCGGCAAGUCCUACAUCCAAGGCUUUGCACAGAACCUUGCGUACUAUGCUGCUCUUGUUCGAGAAGAUGCCCGAGACGCCAGCCAUGUUCUUGUCUUGGAACAUGGGAAGCCAGCAGAUGUGAGUAAAAUGAUUCGCCAGUAUGUGACCCGGCCACUGAUGCAGUGGGCUGAACAGUGUCUCGCCAGCAUGGUUCUUGUGCAUCCCCGUGAAGCAGAGUGA
Symbiodinium pilosum is the source of this 483-nucleotide messenger RNA. The record is from the annotation of a GenBank genome assembly. NCBI's taxonomy places the organism in Eukaryota, Dinophyceae, Suessiales, Symbiodiniaceae.